Messenger RNA from Alexandromys fortis (reed vole), 1356 nucleotides. RefSeq lists its product as uncharacterized. The transcript is spliced from 4 exons. Bases 395 to 1231 code for a protein of 278 amino acids. Lineage: Eukaryota; Metazoa; Chordata; Mammalia; Rodentia; Cricetidae. The record is from RefSeq and is a predicted model, not a curated record.
UCAUUGGAUUAUCAAGUUGGUCUAUGGCGUGUCUUGGUUUGAAUGGGCUUUUGAAACCUCAGGGCUUACUCCCAGUGACACACUUAGUCCAACAAGACCACACGUCUUAAUCCUUCCCCAAAGAGUUCCAACAACUAGGAGCUACAAGCAUUGAACAUCUCUGUGACACACUGUACACACGCCAAGGCAGAAGGAGAGCAGCUGGCAGCCCUGGCCAGUUCUAGAGGAAGCCUGUGUGGAGGAGGCUCAGGCUGGAGGUGUCCAGAAAGUGACCUCACUUUCCUCACAAUGGUCCAGAUGUAACCUGGCAUCAGGGUCACCAGGUAACCAGAGACUGGUAUAAGCCUCACAGUUGAGGCUGAGUCACUUGUCCUGAGACACUCAGCGAGUGAGGAUGUUUUCCUGCUUUAGGAAAUCUCAUGGCUUAGGCCGCAGAAAAGAUGGUCACCUUGGCCACCUUUGGGGACGUUUGGUGUGUCUUCUCACACACGUCUGGUCAUCUUCGACCAGGAAAAGCCCGGGUCAAGAGGACCUGGACCGCCUAUUUAAACCGCUGAAAUUUGACUACAAACAUCCAGACUUUGUAGGGAAACUCGUGUCCUACCUCCCGAAAGCUCUGAAAAAGAGGAAGUAUGACUUCCUCAGCGCUUUCCUUGCUGUCUAUCCUGUUUUUGCCUCCACCCGGGAGGUGCUGGAAUUGUUAACCAACGUGAUUCUAGACAUUCUACUUUUUCUGAUCCACUGGAUCCACAAAAUGCCAGAGGAUUUUCGGAUGGCUCCGGAGCAGGUGACCCUGAAGACCCUUGUGGACUUCUUGUGUUGGAACUUGCCUCUUAAGUUCUACCAAGUAGAGAUCCUGAAGCUCUUGUCAGAACUGGAGGCUAAGGAGUCCAAGGGAAUGCUUGAGGAUGGCGAGGAGGCCAGAAAUUGCAGGUUCUGCAGGGCAGAAAAAUUAUUAGCCCCGAUGCCAGAUGCCACAGAGGUGCUACAGAAGCUGCGCCCUACCCCACCUACACCACCUUGUGUGGCAGGGCCACGGGGAGAUCUGACACCCAAAGAGGACACUGAGAUCGCGGAAUCGGCAGUAGGGGGACCAACUCUGCCCGAGGAUGGACCAGAGCAGCUUAAACACACAUCAGCUGAUUCAGUGGAUGUCAUCAUCCAUAUCUUAGCGGCAGGGCACACACCUGCAGCUGUGCCUGUUGUCCCACUGCCUGAUGUUGAUGUGUAGUUGAGAAGCAAAUUACCUACGGAGUUCCACCUGCACGCAGAAGCUCUGCUCCUCUAUAUAGGGAAAAUGCCCACGACGAUUUCGUUUAACUCUUUGUUAAUUUUGGAUAACUUUUCAUUGUUAUA